AUGAUUUCCCAUACCUCAAACAUUCUUCUUCUCCUCUUCUUAUGCACUACAUUAUUCAUAUCUUUUUCUUCUAGUACAAGCUUUCCAACCCAAUACUCCAUACUGGGUCCUAACCUGGACAGGGCUCUUUCAAAGGAUGAAGCCAUGCUACUAUUCCAACAAUGGAAGAAAGAGCAUGGACGAGUCUACAAUGACCUAGAUGAGAUGACAAAGCGAUUUGAGAUUUUUGUGUCCAAUUUGAACUACAUAACGGGUUCGAAUGCAAAGAGAAUGUCAUUAUCACCUUCUCAUCAUCACCAUCUUCUUGGUGUGAGUAAGUUUGCUGAUUUGAGCCCAACUGAGUUCAAAGAAAUGUACUUGCUGCACGACUUUGAAAUAGCCACUGAUGAGAAUGGCAUGAAGGGAAUUAAUGAGGUAUCUUGUCAAGCUCCUUCAUCCUUGGAUUGGAGGCAAAAGGGAGUUGUCACCCCGGUUAAGAGCCAAGGAACUUGUGGAAGCUGUUGGGCAUUCUCAGCGGCAGGUGCAAUUGAAGGAGUAAACGCUAUAGCAACAGGGGAGCUUAUUAACCUUUCAGAGCAACAGAUUCUGGAUUGUGAUCCAGAAAGCAAUGGUUGUUACGUGGGAUAUGUGGAUAAAGCGUUCGAUUGGGUUAUGAGCAAUGGUGGCAUUGCCUUAGAUGCUAAUUAUCCUUAUGAAGGAGAGAAGCUUACCUGCCAAUCAUCCAUGAUUGUACACAAUACUGCAACCAUUGAUGGCUAUGGACACGUUCCACAAUCAGACGAGGGACUCUUGUGUGCCACUGCUAAACAACCUGUUAGUGUGUGCCUCAACGCAAAUGAAUUUCAAUUUUACCAUUCUGGAAUAUAUGAUGGUGAGAACUGUGCGCCAACUGAUUAUACAAAUCACUGUCUGUUAAUUGUGGGUUAUGAUUCCAAAGAGGGACAAGAUUUUUGGAUUUUGAAGAAUUCGUGGGGUGAGAACUGGGGAUUGAAUGGCUAUAUAUGGAUCAAAAGGAACACCAAUUUACCAUAUGGGGUCUGUGGAAUCAAUGGUGCGGCCUAUAUACCAAUCAAAAACACCAUUCAUCCUUAG
Molecule: messenger RNA, 1092 nt
Organism: Arachis stenosperma
Lineage: Eukaryota; Viridiplantae; Streptophyta; Magnoliopsida; Fabales; Fabaceae
Product: zingipain-2-like
Exons: 4
Coding region: 1-1092 (363 amino acids)
Cellular component (GO): lysosome
Molecular function (GO): cysteine-type endopeptidase activity
Source: RefSeq, a predicted model, not a curated record